Molecule: messenger RNA, 1434 nt
Organism: Suricata suricatta (meerkat)
Lineage: Eukaryota; Metazoa; Chordata; Mammalia; Carnivora; Herpestidae
Gene: PEBP1
Product: phosphatidylethanolamine binding protein 1
Exons: 4
Coding region: 112-675 (187 amino acids)
Biological process (GO): negative regulation of MAPK cascade
Source: RefSeq, a predicted model, not a curated record
CGUUUCCACGGCCUCCUCCCGCCAGCUUGCGGACUGUUGGGAGUUGCUGUAGGAGGCCUGUGCCUUACCUCCUGCGAGUCUUCUCCGCUGUCUGCCCAGCUCGGCUCCGCGAUGCCGGUUGACCUCAGCAAGUGGUCCGGGUCUUUGAGCCUGCAGGAAGUGGACGAGCGGCCGCAGCAUCCGCUGCAGGUCAAGUACACCGGAGUGGAAGUCGAUGAGCUGGGGAAAGUGCUGACGCCCACCCAGGUUAAAAACCGGCCCACCAGUAUUGCAUGGGAUGGCCUUGAUCCAGGUAAACUCUACACCUUGGUCCUGACCGAUCCAGAUGCUCCCAGCAGGAAGGACCCCAAAUACAGGGAAUGGCACCAUUUUCUGGUGGUCAACAUGAAGGGCAACGACAUCAGCAGUGGCACAGUGCUCUCCGAUUACGUCGGCUCUGGGCCUCCCAAGGGCACAGGCCUUCACCGCUACGUCUGGCUGGUGUACGAGCAGAGCGGGCCCCUGACGUGUGACGAGCCCGUUCUCAGCAACCGAUCUGGAGACCACCGCGGGAAAUUCAAAGUGGCCUCUUUCCGCAAAAAGUACGAGCUUGGGCCCCCGGUGGCUGGUACGUGUUACCAGGCCGAGUGGGAUGACUAUGUGCCCAAACUCUACGAGCAGCUGUCUGGGAAGUAGGCCGGUGCUAGGAGACAAACCAUCCUGGAGGUCCAUCAAGUUCAGUGAUGCAUGUAGAUUUCUCUGCUUCCCCGUUUCCCAUUCUCGCCGGUGAGGCCUGAGCAAUCCGAUAGUGGUUUAGAGUGACUUUUCCUUCUGUCUGUCCUUUAAAAUUCUAGAGGGUCACACCCCAGUUUAUGUUCUGAUCAAGUUUAAAUUCCGUUGUGGGUGAUAUUUUGGUACCAGGAUAGGGUCAUCAGACUGUUAAUAUAAGAAUAGCAACCCAGAAUUUAAGGAAGAAAAAAUUCAGGUAAAAAGACCAGGUCUUCUAGUAACAGAGCAGAGCAUCAAAGAUUCUUGAAGGGAUGUUUAAAAAAAAAAAAAAAAAAAGAUUUGUUGCCUCUGCCUUUGUGAGCUGAGUCUGGAAUUGUGCAUGAUGGCACUUCUGGGGCAUGUUUCCACGGCCACAUCUCAGCAAGACAGAGGUUGGCAUGUCCACUAACCCCCAACAUCUCAGACUAGAUACUAGGAGUAAGUGUCCCGCUCUGGCUCCUUGAAAAGCAGUAUUGUAAAAAGCAUUAGGGAGAGUCGCUUUGUGGUUAAGGCCCUGCCAUCUAGGUGAGCUGCAGGGCGGAGUGACUGUCAGAAAUCCCUACGUCUACCUGCUGAAUCGGUCCCUCUUCAUCUGUGUAUGAAAAGCCGAUCUGGGGUGGCCGAAUAUUGUGUUAACUCUGCUGUUUGCUUAUAGUUGAAUAAAAAUAAAAACAUUGUGUGGAUGAA